AUGUCUACCAAAACGAGCCCCGCUGCACCCCCAGUGGUGAUGGAAUCGAUCACCCAGAAAAUCGGCAAUACGCCUCUAGUUCGCCUCAAUAAAGUGCCUCAAAGCCUGGGCAUCAAGGCUACCGUCUAUGCGAAGUUGGAGUAUUUCAAUGCCGGGGGCAGUGUGAAGGACCGAAUUGCACUGCGCAUGAUCGAGGAGGCAGAACGCAAGGGUAGGAUAAAGCCAGGAGAUACCCUAAUUGAGCCAACAAGCGGAAACACAGGUAUCGGGCUUGCUCUUGUUGCAGCAGUAAAAGGCUAUAAAACGAUAAUCACGCUCCCAGAAAAGAUGUCCGCCGAGAAAGUUUCCGUCCUGCGUGCUUUGAAUGCCACCAUCAUCAGAACGCCCACAGAGGCUAGCUCCGAUUCCCCAGAAUCACAUAUCGGUGUCGCAAAGAGAUUAGAAAAGGAACUACUAAAUGCUUAUAUCUUGAACCAGUAUGGAAAUGAAGAUAACCCUCUCGCGCAUGAGUUCGGCACAGCAGAAGAGAUAUGGGAGCAAACUGCAGGCAAUAUAAAAGCUGUGGUUGCUGGGGCGGGGACAGGUGGCACAAUCACUGGGGUUGCCCGUGGCCUUAGAAAGCAUAAUCCCAACGUCAUUGUCAUUGCGGUAGAUCCUUAUGGGUCAACACUCGCCUUGCCGGAAUCAUUAAAUCAGGAGCACAUGAACGAGCCGUACAAGGUUGAAGGUAUCGGCUAUGACUUCAUCCCUGAUGUGCUGGAUCAUGGAGUUAUUGACAAGUGGUAUAAGACGGGUGACAGAGAAUCGUUUCAGUAUGCUCGACAGCUGAUAGCUGAAGAGGGCCUUCUUGUUGGCGGCAGCAGUGGAAGUGCGAUUGCUGGUCUUGCCAAGGCAGCCAAGGACUACAAUUUUACGGAAGAUGAUGUUAUUGUUGUUAUUUUCCCGGAUAGUAUUCGAAGCUAUCUAAGCAAGUUUGCGGAUGACGACUGGCUUGCCGCGAAUGAUUUACUCCCCACAACUUGCCAAGAGACAGAAUCUGGGUCACCAGAUAUACAAGCGCGGGCGCCAAAGGAUCCAUUCUCGGGAGCAAAGGCCAAAGACCUAAGAUUGAAGCCAGUGACUACUGUCCUAUCAAAUUCCUCAUGCGAGGCAGCCAUCGAAAUCAUGAGAGAUAAAGGCUUCGAUCAAUUACCCGUACUAGCCCCUACCGGAAGGCGUUUGGUAGGUCUAGUCACUCUCGGAAAUCUCCUCAGUUGCCUGUCUCGUGGCAGGGCCACGGGCAGUAGCCCCGUCUCCGAUGUGAUGUUCAACUUCUCGAAAUUGUCAGAGGUAGUCACGGAUCCCAGAGACAUCAUGCGGGUUGCUCCAAAGCUUGUCCCGGACUCUGUGGAUGGAUCAGGAUGGGACGCGGGAAAGAGGCGUAAAUAUGUCGAAAUCACGCUAGAUACACCUCUCAGCGAACUGAAUCGGUUUUUCAAAUGGAAUAGCGCUGCGGUGGUUACGGAGAAGGGAGAAAAUGGACAAAUGAAGCCGGUGGCUGUGGCUACCAAGGUGGAUUUGUUGACUUGGUUGCUACACCGGAAAAACACGCAUCCAUGA
This is a messenger RNA of Paracoccidioides lutzii Pb01, 1599 nucleotides long. Its product is annotated as cystathionine beta-synthase. Gene Ontology annotation, molecular function: cysteine synthase activity; cystathionine beta-synthase activity. Bases 1 to 1599 code for a protein of 532 amino acids. Gene Ontology annotation, cellular component: cytoplasm. The record is from RefSeq and is a predicted model, not a curated record. The transcript is spliced from 4 exons.